This is a messenger RNA of Loxodonta africana (African savanna elephant), 4044 nucleotides long. RefSeq names its product GAR1 ribonucleoprotein (gene GAR1). Bases 635 to 1288 code for a protein of 217 amino acids. Gene Ontology annotation, biological process: snoRNA guided rRNA pseudouridine synthesis; ribosome biogenesis. The record is from RefSeq and is a predicted model, not a curated record. Gene Ontology annotation, cellular component: box H/ACA snoRNP complex. The transcript has 7 exons. Gene Ontology annotation, molecular function: box H/ACA snoRNA binding. NCBI's taxonomy places the organism in Eukaryota, Metazoa, Chordata, Mammalia, Proboscidea, Elephantidae.
AACGCAGACGAGCCCGUCACUGGCUGUGACAGGUUCCGACGCGGCCAGAUCCACCUCUGGGCAGAGCGCGGAUCAAGAGUCCUCAGAGCUGUGACUGCACGGUUGCUAGAGCGAACAAUGAACUGAAGAGCGAGGUCGGGGAUCAUGUUACUGCCCGAGAAGCUACAGCGCGCGGCCAGUCCGCAGUGACCGCUGGAGCGAACGUGCUCCAAAUAGUACCCUCCUGGCUCCCGGGAGAGGUGGCAGAGCCCUAACGCCAUCCAUCUCCAAGGGCAACAGCGCAGCGGCACUUCCUUUAACGUCAUGAUGCAAAGGACGCUACCUACGUCACUUCCUCUGCCCGUCGUCAGGCAAGUUGACGUAAUUGUUGUAAACUAGCGUUUGAAGCUUGAUAUCGCUCUUACUUUUACGGGGAUGAAACCUGUUUUAGAAAGGUGAAAUCGUCGCUGGUCUCGCUGGUGACUGGCUCCUUUUGGCUGGGCAGUUAUUCCAACUUCCGGUCGGGGCAUUUCCCUCCUCCCACUCUACGCAGAUACGGUGGCCGAGGAGGCUCGCGGGUGGUGGAAGUACCGGGAAAGUGGGUGUGCGUGCACCGUCCGGGCCAGAGGUGCACGUGGCGCCGGUAGGAGAGAGCAUGUCUUUUCGAGGCGGAGGUCGUGGAGGCUUUAAUCGAGGUGGUGGAGGUGGCGGCUUCAGUCGCGGCGGCGGCAGCAACAACCACUUCCGAGGUGGAGGCGGCGGCAAUUUCAGAGGCGGCAGCGGCGGCGGCAGAGGCGGAUUUGGACGAGGGGGUGGCCGUGGAGGCUUUAACAAAUUCCAAGACCAAGGACCUCCAGAACGUGUAGUUUUGUUAGGAGAGUUCAUGCACCCCUGUGAAGAUGACCUUGUUUGUAAAUGUGUCACAGAUGAAAAUAAGGUGCCUUACUUCAAUGCACCUGUUUAUUUAGAAAACAAAGAACAGAUUGGAAAAGUGGAUGAAAUAUUUGGACAGCUUAGAGAUUUUUAUUUUUCAGUUAAAUUGUCAGAAAACAUGAAGGCAUCUUCCUUUAAAAAACUACAGAAGUUUUAUAUAGAUCCAUUUAAACUGCUCCCACUGCAGAGGUUUUUACCUCGACCUCCAGGUGAGAAAGGACCUCCAAGAGGUGGUGGCAGGGGAGGUCGAGGAGGAGGAAGAGGAGGAGGUGGCAGAGGCGGUGGUAGAGGUGGUGGUUUUAGAGGUGGAAGAGGAGGAGGUGGAAGCUUCAGAGGAGGAAGAGGGGGUGGUGGUUUCAGAGGGAGAGGACAUUAAGUGUAACAGUGGACAGACUUCACCAUUUGACUUCUUUGUUACCCUGCAUGAUCUCCUUCUUGUUUCUUAAGCAAGUCUUGAAGAACUGAUCAUUUUCUGAGAGUGGAAUUACGGUGUUAACAUCAUGCCAAAAGGAGUCCAGUAAAGUGGUUACUCUUGCUCUAGAAGAGCAUGAACUCAGCCUUUUAAUGUUUUAGAUGCUGUCUGGCGCUCUGUGGGUGCUUAGCAAAUGGACAGUUUUCUUUUGAAACCUAUUCGAAUUUUUAAAAUAAAGUUUUUAUAUUCCUUUAAGUUAUUUAGAGCUGUGUUUUUUUUUUCUUAUUUUUUAUUAAACCUAGCCUAUUUUUUAAGCUAAAAGGAACAAAUAAAGCUUAUAUCCAGUAGAUUGCAGACAGAAAAAAGAAUUUGUGUCCAUUACUGAUCUUUUAAAUAGACUGUUGCAGUAGUAGUACUUAAGAAUUAACAUUAUUUUUGAAUUAACAACCUCUUUUUUCUAUGAGAAAACUUAGUCCCCUUUAUCGUAUCUCCCUUCCGUAUGUUAGUGCAUACUACGUAGUACAUAGUACGUGAGUUAGGAGAGUUGUUUUCUAAGUGCAGUUAGUUGUUGAUUAGAGAAUGUUAGUAAUAGUAAUCUGUGAAGUUGGAGCAGUCUGCUCAGGUGGGAACAACAAUUCAAGAAAUUUCUGAGGAAAUGUUAAAUUUUCUCAUUCAGUAUAGAUAGAAUAUUGAGUUUUUACUGAAUGCUCUUUUACCUUCUUAAAAAAGUAACUCUAAAGCUUUAAGAUGUUAUUCUCCACAAUUAAGUAUUUGAUUGCCUACUACAUGUUCAGAUUCCUGGGCAGGGAUGUUACAAAUGAGAUUAGUUUUGGUUACCAUUGCUAGUGUAGUUUUAGAGGCUAAAGACAUAAUGCGAUCUAGAAUACCAUGACGUAUCAUCGAACCUACCAUUGACUUUUUCCCCCUGCAUAUGUGUUACUCCUCAGAAGGAAUGCUGUUUCUGUCUUAAGUUUUUUAGAAUGCUGUACCUAAUUCUUGAAUGGUUAUUUGAGCAGGAUGGUGGGAAUUACACAGGGAGAGGUGGCUGUGUUUUUAUACCCUAGGAAAGGGAGGUGUAUUUAUUUCAGAAUACGUGGGACGACAUUUUCAAUGAGACUUGGGGCAGGAUUUUUAUUCUUGGUUUGUAAAAGAUAAUUUAUUAUUAUUUUUUGGUUGUGCACCAGAGAGGUAAUAGACAUUGUCCCAGGGACAGAUAAUAGUGCAACAUUGCACACUUUUUUUUUUUUUUACAUUUUCCAAACAAUCUAAAAGGAGCUUGUACCUUUGUCCUUAGAUACAUCUUGGGUCAUUGGCUUCUUUAAAUUUCCAUAUCCACGUCUUAUUUUUUUUUUUUUUCUUCGUCAUAGUAGUUCUUUCUGAGUUUCCUUGUUUUGAGUUGAGUUCCUAUUUUUAGGAACCUUGCAUUAAUAAAUUUGGUAUUGUGGUAACUGUCAUUGAGUUCCAUUGUAAAGAUGACUUUGAUGAUUAUUUACAUUCUAAACCUUUUGAGUUAAAAACUGAUUAAUAUUCUGAUUCCCUACAUCAUGUUAAAAAGUGCUUGCUGCCGUAGCAAUAAAACAGUUUAAUGGAGUAAAAACAUUAAUAUGCUCUGGUAUUUCUGGAAAAUUGGAAAUCACACGGAGGACUGACCUUAGACCACAUGAGGAAGGAUGUGAAAUUAAAGCAUUGUGGCCAUAUAAACAUUAAUAUAGGUUUAUAGUUACAUUUCUUAGUAUUUUUAAGCCACGUCUUUUUUGUAUGGGGCAGUUCUUAGUGUUUCUAAGCUACGUCUUUUUUGUAUGGGGCAGUUCUACUCUGUCCCAUCGUAUCACUAUGAGUCGGAAUCGACUUGAUGGCAGUGAGUUUUGGAUUUUUUUGGUAUGGUGAAGAAAGCACAUUGCCUGUCCCUGCCCUGCUCAUCUGUAAAACCAUCUACAGCACAAAACUGACCAUCUUCGGAAAUAUUUUUCUUCAGUUCUUAAAAAGAAUUAUUUCUGGCAAAUUUCUACAAAUGGUCCCAUUGCUGCUGAGUCGAUUCUAACUCAUUGCAACCACACAAAUGGUAGAACUGUGUGAUCUAUUACAGAAAAGGAAGAGAUUAGGAACGAAAGCAUAUCAAAAGUUUGUUUUUAUCUUGUGUACCGAGUGCAAAAAAAAAGUACUUAAGACUCCACAGCCUAUAUAUUUUUAAAAGGAAGAGUUCCUCUUUGAUAUUUAUUGCUUUAGGGUCAUUUGAGAAUAUUUUCAUACUUCUGGAAUAUUGAUGAGAUUCACUCUUACACUUAUCAGAAUAUGAUUUUACAUUUACAGAAAUUUGGGUAAUGAUGGCUAUAAGAUCUGGGACAGAUUACCAAACCUGGUUCAACCUCUUCGGUUUAUAUACAGGUGAAAGAACUGAGGUCAAAAGGAUUAUUUUAGGUCCCUUCCUGCUUUGACAUCCUGAGAUUUACAAAAUUAAGUAAGUGGAUAAAUAUAGCCCUCUAGUGGUUCUGUCACAUGCUUACAAUGUUAACUUUGGCGCAUCUAGCAUUUCUUUCAAGUUCUCACUGAUUUUAAGUAAUUCAAUAUUAAGGAGAAUCAGAUUUUCUUAUGUUACCUGGUAUAAAAAAGCAUGGGAAAAAAAGUGGUAGGGAUACCUUAUUACUCUAACAGUAUACAUUCAUGUUAGAUUAUAACCCAUUUCUCAGGUUAUAACAAAAUGGUUCAGAGUAUUAGCAUUA